AUGUUCAGCCUCCUGUCGGGCUGUUUCGAGUUUAUGCUGCGCAAGGAGGAGCUGCACAUCCUGAUUGUGGGUCUGGACAAGGCGGGGAAGACCACGCUGCUGGAGCGGCUCAAAACGCUGUACACAGACGUGCCCGGGCUGGAGGCGGACAAGGUGCUGCCUACCGUGGGCCUCAACCUGGCCCACUUCGAGGCCCUGGGCACGCCGCUGCUGUGCUGGGACGUGGGGGGCGCGUCGGGGCUGCGCGGCAUCUGGUCCAAGUACUAUGGCGAGUGCCACGCCCUAGUGUUUGUGGUGGACGCAGCCGACCGGCAGCGGCUGGAGGAGGCCAAGCUGGCGUUGGACCGUGCGCUAGGCGACCGCGACCUGUAUGGCGCCCCCUUGCUCGUGCUGGCCAACAAGCACGACUGCGAGGGGGCGGCCUCGCCCGCCGAGGUGGCAGAGGUGUUUGGGGUGGGCAAGCUGCCCGAUGCGCGGGCCUGCAGCGUGCAAGCGGUGACGGCGCGGACGGGGGAGGGGGUGAAGCCGGCAGUGCAGUGGCUGGUGGAGCACAUCAAGAAGAGCCAGCGCCCAGAGCUCAUACGGCGGCGCAUGCUGGCGCAGUGA
Chlorella variabilis is the source of this 606-nucleotide messenger RNA. RefSeq lists its product as hypothetical. Gene Ontology annotation, biological process: Golgi to plasma membrane protein transport; intracellular protein transport; protein localization to organelle. The record is from RefSeq and is a predicted model, not a curated record. Bases 1 to 606 code for a protein of 201 amino acids. Gene Ontology annotation, cellular component: Golgi apparatus. The transcript is spliced from 3 exons. Gene Ontology annotation, molecular function: GTP binding; GTPase activity. NCBI's taxonomy places the organism in Eukaryota, Viridiplantae, Chlorophyta, Trebouxiophyceae, Chlorellales, Chlorellaceae.